AUGGACAACGCUAGAAAAUUCCCCCCUCUUCGGCCAUGGAAGAAAGGCCCCACCAGAGGGAAGGGCGGCCCCCAGAACGCCUCCUGCGAGUACCGGGGGGUGCGGCAGCGGACGUGGGGCAAGUGGGUGGCCGAGAUCAGGGAGCCCAAGAAGCGCACCAGGCUCUGGCUCGGCUCCUUCGCCACCGCCGAGGAGGCCGCCAUGGCCUACGACGAGGCCGCCCGCCGCCUCUAUGGCCCGGAUGCCUACCUCAACCUCCCCCACCUCCGUUCCACCACCCUCAACUCUUCCACCACCAUCGGCGGCAAGUCCCCACACCGCUUCAAAUGGUUCCCUUCCAACAACUUCACCUCCAUGAUCCCCUCCUGCGGCCUUCUUAACCUCAACGCUCAACACAACGUCCAUGCCAUCCACCAAAAGCUCCAGGAGUUCAAGAACUCCAGACCACCUCCUUCCUCUUCCUUGUCUUCCUCCUCCUCUUCUUCAUGUCCUGGUUCUUUUCGGAGUUUGGAGCCACCGCCCACGGUGGAAACGCACUUGGAGAGCUCCAUUAACGUGGCAGUGGAAGGAGCGAGUUCCAUGGCGAUUGAGAAGGCGCCGGUCGGUGGAGCCGAGAAGCCUCAGAUUGAUCUCAAGGAGUUCCUUCAGCAACUGGGUGUGAUCAAAGAAGAGGAGAGUAAACCGGAGGGCGAUGAGGGUGCCGAGAGCUCGGUCGUGGCCGAGCCUACGCAAGACAGCGGUGGGGUGGCUUCGGAGAUGGUUGGUUUCGGGGAGGGUGACUUUAACUGGGACACUUUGGUGGAGAUGAGAGCUUUGGAGGAUCACUCGGUGGUUGGGGAUGGUGGGUUGCAGGUCGACGAUUUGCAUGAAGAGCUAAGCUUGCCGAUCUCUCUAUGGGAUCUCUGA
Molecule: messenger RNA, 906 nt
Organism: Elaeis guineensis (African oil palm)
Lineage: Eukaryota; Viridiplantae; Streptophyta; Magnoliopsida; Arecales; Arecaceae
Product: dehydration-responsive element-binding protein 2E-like
Biological process (GO): positive regulation of DNA-templated transcription; response to stress
Cellular component (GO): nucleus
Molecular function (GO): DNA-binding transcription factor activity; transcription cis-regulatory region binding
Source: RefSeq, a predicted model, not a curated record